AUGGCCGAGACACCAAACUACUCGAACACUGACCAGGUCCUAGCCCGACCUAAAGCACAUCCAGCUUGUAGAUAUCACCAAGAGACACAACUAGAAUUUCACUGUAGACAUUGUGAUGUUCUUGUUUGUAGUGAAUGUUUGUCUGUAAGACACAAAUAUCACUCCGUAUGUAAAAUUGGUGACAUCAUUCCUGAGAGAAAGCAAGACAUUAAAAAUCUUGUUGAAAGAACCGAAAAUUAUGAACUGGUUAAAGUUCGUGAAUAUAUCGUAUCUACUGAGACACAACUCGAGGACAAUGACAGCUAUUUUGAGAAGCUUACAUUUGAUUUGAAAACACAAACAAACAAAUUAAAAGAAGAUUUAGAUCUGCUUGCAGGACAGACGAUUUCUAUAUUUUGUCAGAUGAAGGAGGAUAACGCUAGGCUCUUACAAAUCUACAAACAGGAUCUUGAGAUCUACGAAACACAGCUUCAGCAGCAGUUGCAAGAAAGUAAGACUUUACUUCAUCGAGGCACGGAUAUCGAAGUAUAUCAUUUUGGAUGCACGGCUCGCUAUGACAGCAUCUCACCCGUGAAACCCAUACUUCGUUCUGCCAGCUUCAAAAUAAACGCAGAUUAUCUACCCAGCUUAAAACAGGCUUUGGGUGAUAUGGUCACUGGUAAGGAUCAACCUUCAGAUGACCAAAAUCUCUCAUCAGUAUCAUCUUCGUACCGUUCCCCACAAAUGGAGGAAGAAUCGAAUGAAAGUGAGAGCUCAAUGUCAAGUCACUAUCGACAAUCAGAAAUGUUACCACAGGCCAAGGUGCUGAAGGAGUACAAGACUCCACGCAUGAUAUCCGCCAUGUGUCAUACUAUUGAUGGGCAGGUGUGGAUCAGCUAUCUUAACAGUGGAUCCGUGGCUUUACUGGAUAGGACAGGCCUCGUAAAGGGCGUUCUGAGGCACGUCCUUAACAUCAAAGACAUUAGUGUUUCGCCUGCAACAAACGCUCUUUGGGCCUGUCAAACGAAGGACAGAAGCAUCAUGGAGCUCGUAUCAGGAGAACUUGUGCUCAGAUUCAAAACCAAGAUAGAACCAGUGUGUAUGUGUGUUACAGUCAGUAACCAUGUAAUUGUCGGGAUGGCUAAAAACAUCUCCAAAUUUACCACAAAAGGUAAAGUAGUGCUCACCACUCUGGCAACUGGGACCAAAAAACCAUUGGUUUGCACCCCAUUGAAAAUCUCAGAGUGUCCCGUUACGAACCAUGUUGCAGUGAUUGAUGAAGAUUUUAAAGACCAUGGCGGUGAAGGAAAACGAAAUGUCGUUGUCAUGGACACUGAUUUCCAGGAACUAUUUCGUUACCGAGGGGAGAUACCGACUACCUGUCAACACACUGAGGAGUCAGAAUCGCGUUUAUUCAUCUGCUAUGGCAUCGGGUUUGACAGACUAGGAAAACUCAUCAUUGGAGAUCAUUACAACAACAGAAUCCUACUCCUCAGUGGACGUGGAGACUUCCUCAGAGUCCUUCAUACAGACAAAUUUUCCACGUCGGUUGUCAGUGUGACUCGUGAAAAUGUCGUGUUUGCAGUGUUCAACGGUGACCGUGUCAGGUUAUUGCAGUAUUACAGCAAGUGA
This is a messenger RNA of Mizuhopecten yessoensis (Yesso scallop), 1611 nucleotides long. RefSeq lists its product as uncharacterized. Lineage: Eukaryota; Metazoa; Mollusca; Bivalvia; Pectinida; Pectinidae. The record is from RefSeq and is a predicted model, not a curated record. Gene Ontology annotation, molecular function: zinc ion binding. The transcript has a single exon. The coding region runs from base 1 to 1611 and encodes 536 amino acids.